AUGAGCAGUGUAACUUCGUUCUCGUUCGUCACCAGCGCGAGACUGACACCAGUAUCACGACGUAAGCGGUGUUUUUAUUACCAACAGCACGUGGGAGGAGAAAUUCUAUCGCGAGGAGGAGGAGGAGGAGGAGGAGCAGAAUUGCGCGGUGGUAGUAUUGUUGUUCGUCGUUGCAAAGAAAACAACGACCUAGAGAGAGAUGCAAUCGCGGGGACGAGCGGGCGAGAAAGACGACGCGAGGAUGAUGAUGAUGAUGAUGAUGAAAUACUCGGUACGCGUACUACUCAUUACGAGUAUCGAAGCAGAAGAAGACGGAGCGUGAUGCUGAGCAGCGUAACGACGAUGCUGUUGGGGAUGAAUGCAACAAAGAACAAGAUAGCGUUUGCCGCAGACUUUGACGCUGAACGACCACCUUCGGACGGAGGAGGAGACAGAGGAGAAUCAUCAACCGCGAUGGUCGUCGCGGAGGAGGAGGAGAGAGUGCCACCACCACCGCCACCGGAGAAGCCAGUAAAGAUAAAGAAAAAGACCACUCGGGAACGGAUCGAAGAGCUCGAACGACUCGAAGAGCAACAGUUGGAAAGAGAGGAAGCGAUUCAGGAGCAAAACAGGGAAAUCCAACAACAAGACAGCACCAUCGACGGUUUACAACGUCAGUUAGAGUUGAAGAACGAACUGAUCGCGCUUUUGAAACGAGAGCGAGACGAGGCGAAAGAGGCGGCGAAAUUAGCGCAAGGGUUGUGCGCGCAAAGUGCGGCUAUAUUUUAA
Molecule: messenger RNA, 768 nt
Organism: Bathycoccus prasinos
Lineage: Eukaryota; Viridiplantae; Chlorophyta; Mamiellophyceae; Mamiellales; Bathycoccaceae
Exons: 1
Coding region: 1-768 (255 amino acids)
Source: RefSeq, a predicted model, not a curated record